GAUAGUCAUACGCAGUCGUCGUCUAUCCUAUACUUUGCCAUUUGCCAGUAGCAUGGCCCCCGCUCGUCUCUGCGACGAAGUACUCCCAGCAGACGCAAAUAUCCCGCUUGUCCCUGAGAUCGCGGAGAGUUCUUUCAUCGAGAGCUUCGACGCUGUUCAGCGCGAUCCCGAGUCGUGGUCUGGAGCCCUACCCGCCUCACAGGGCCUUUACAUCAACGACCUCGAGAAAGAUGCGUGCGGCGUAGGCUUUAUCUGCCACAUUAAGGGACAAGCCAACCACAAAAUCGUCUCCGAUGCGCGCCAGCUUCUCUGCGCCAUGACCCAUCGGGGAGCUACGGGCGCUGAUAGCAGGGAUGGCGAUGGGGCGGGAGUUAUGACGGCGAUCCCGCAUGAGCUCUUCAAGCGCGAGGCGGAGAGGGAUCUGGGGUGUGCGUUACCUGAGCCCGGAGAGUACGCAGUCGGAAACGUUUUCUUCAAGCCCAGUGACCCAGUCGAGCUGCAAAAACAGCAAGCCAUCUUCACACGUCUGGCGAAGGACCUGGGACUGCGUGUGCUUGGCUGGCGCGAGGUUCCCACCGACGGCACGAUUCUAGGUCCGGCCGCGAGCAGCAAGGAACCGGUUAUCCUGCAGCCAUUUAUCGUCCUGCGCUCUCACUACGGCGAUGGAAGCACCAGCCAAGGCGGGCAAUUCGACACCAAGCACUUCGAGCGUCAACUCUACGUAUUGAGAAAGCAUGCGACUCAUACCAUUUCGCUUGCCAAAGGUUUCUACGUGUGUUCGCUGUCUUCGAAGAAUAUCGUCUACAAGGGUCAGCUAUCGCCACCGCAAGUCUACAACUACUAUCACGAUUUGAACCAUGUCCUGUAUCGCUCGCACUUCACCCUCGUUCAUUCGCGAUUUUCGACGAAUACCUUCCCUUCUUGGGAUCGUGCACAGCCCUUCCGUUUGGCCGCCCACAAUGGCGAGAUCAACACUGUACGCGGAAACAAGAACUGGAUGCGCGCUCGUGAAGGCGUUUUGACCUCCUCCCUCUUCGGUGAUCAGCUCGAUCUCCUGUACCCCAUCAUCGAGUCUGGCGGCUCCGAUUCUGCUGCGUUCGACAACGUCCUCGAGCUGCUCGUUGUCAAUGGCGUCCUCACACUGCCGGAGGCUAUCAUGAUGUUGAUCCCGGAGGCGUGGCAGGGGAACGAGAGCAUGGAUUCAGAGAAGAGGGCGUUCUACAACUGGGCGGCGUGCUUGCAGGAGCCGUGGGACGGUCCCGCUCUCUUCGCGUUCAGUGACGGUCGCUAUUGCGGCGCAAACCUUGAUCGCAAUGGCCUCCGGCCUUGUCGUUUUGUGGUCACGAACGAAGAUAUAAUGAUCUGCGCGUCCGAAGUCGGCGCCGUCUUCAUUUCCCCGGAGAAAGUCGUGCAGAAGGGUCGUCUGAAGCCCGGCCGCAUGCUCCUUGUCGACACCCUCGAGGGACGGAUCGUUGACGAUAAAGAGCUGAAACGCACUACCUCCAAGAAGCAGAACUUCGCGUCGUGGAUAGAGAAUCAGGUGCUCACGAUCCCGAACAUCAUCAAGCGCGUUCACCGAUCCCAACCCAUCCAAGUCAAGGUUGACGAGUUCACAUUGAGCACGGACCCCAAGCUCCUUGCGUUCGGCUACUCCGUCGAGCAGCUCAAUCUGCUCAUGCUCCCCAUGAUCACUGACGGCAAGGAAGCGCUCGGCUCCAUGGGCAACGAUGCCCCUCUUGCGUGCAUGGCGACCCAGCCACGCCUCGUCUACGACUACUUCUGCCAACUGUUCGCGCAAGUGACGAAUCCUCCGAUUGACCCGAUUCGCGAGAACAUUGUCAUGUCGCUCGAGUCUUACAUCGGUCCCGAAGGCAACCUCCUCGAGAUGAAGAAGGAGCAGUGUCACCGCAUCCUACUCCCCUCUCCCGUGAUCUCUCUCGAGGAAAUGAACGCCAUGAAGAACCUGAAGGCUGCGUACAGCACUUGGCCUUCUCGCGUCAUCGACGUCACUUUCCCGAAGGAGCAGGGCCUUCCUGGAUACCAGCUUGCCUUGGAUCGCGUAUGCAGCGAGGCGUCGCAGGCUAUUGAAGACGGCGUCAAGGUCAUCAUUCUUUCUGAUCGUGCGAUCGGUUCGGAUCGUGUCGCCCUUUCUGCCCUCAUCGCUUGCGGAGGCGUCCACCACCACCUUGUCACGCAGAAGAAGCGGUCGAAGGUCGCCCUGCUCGUUGAGACUGGAGAAGCUCGCGAAGUGCACCAUAUGUGCGUUCUUGUUGGCUACGGCGCCGAUGCGAUCUGCCCGUGGUUGGCGAUGGAAGUUAUCCAUAAGGUGGCUCGUGAGGGAUUAUCGAAGAACGGCGAGUCCGCCGACGAGCUGAGCAAGAAUUAUCGCAAGUCGAUCGACGGCGGUAUCCUGAAGGUUAUGUCCAAGAUGGGCAUCUCCACGCUACAGUCGUACAAGGGUGCCCAGAUCUUCGAGGCUCUCGGCCUGCACACUGAGGUCGUCGACCGGUGCUUCGCUGGCACAGCCACCCGCGUCCAAGGGGCGACUUUCGACCUCCUCGCUAUGGAUGCGUUCGAAAUGCACGAACGCGGCUGGCCCACGCGAGAGACGGUUCUUCCGCCCGGCAUGCCAGAAUCCGGAGAGUACCACUGGCGCGACGGGGGUGAAGCGCACAUCAACGAUCCCACUGGCAUCGCCAACCUGCAGGACGCCGUGCGAGAGAAGAACCAGACUGCGUACGAUGCCUACGCCGCGAACGCGAACGAGCAGACGAAGCGAAUCCAUCUUCGCGGCCUUCUGGACUUCCGUUUCGAGAACGCCACCCCGAUUCCGAUCGAGCAGGUCGAGCCGUGGAAUGAGAUCGUUCGACGCUUCGUUACCGGUGCUAUGUCGUACGGCUCCAUCUCCAUGGAGGCUCAUUCUACCCUUGCGAUCGCCAUGAACCGCCUCGGAGGCAAGUCCAACACCGGUGAAGGAGGAGAAGACGCCGAGCGGUCGAACGUGCUCCCUAACGGUGACACUAUGCGCUCCGCUAUCAAGCAGGUUGCCUCUGGCCGGUUCGGUGUCACGUCUAACUACCUGUCAGACGCGGACGAGCUUCAAAUCAAAAUGGCCCAGGGCGCGAAGCCUGGUGAAGGAGGUGAACUUCCUGGACACAAAGUCUCGACGUCGAUCGCGCGUACUCGUCACUCCACCGCCGGAGUUGGGCUCAUCUCUCCGCCGCCGCAUCACGACAUCUACUCCAUUGAGGACCUCAAGCAGCUCAUCUACGACCUGAAGUGUUCCAACCCGCGGUCUCGUGUGUCAGUCAAGCUCGUCUCCGAGGUCGGCGUGGGCAUUGUUGCCAGUGGCGUCGCGAAGGCGAAAGCGGAUCACAUCCUCAUUUCUGGCCAUGACGGUGGUACCGGCGCGUCACGCUGGACCGGUAUCAAGCAUGCUGGGCUUCCUUGGGAAUUGGGUCUCGCCGAGACGCACCAGACGCUCGUCCUUAACGACCUCCGUGGACGUGUGACCGUACAGACCGAUGGCCAAAUUCGGACAGGUCGUGAUAUCGCCAUCGCCUGUUUGCUUGGAGCUGAGGAAUGGGGCUUCGCCACCACGCCGCUCAUCGCGAUGGGUUGCAUCAUGAUGAGGAAAUGCCAUUUGAAUACUUGCCCGGUCGGAAUCGCCACACAGGAUCCUCAGCUCCGUGCCAAGUUCGCUGGCCAGCCCGCACAAGUCAUCAACUUCUUCUACUACCUUGCCGAGGACCUCCGCAGCCACAUGGCGAAGCUCGGAUUCCGUACCAUCAAUGAGAUGGUCGGCCGCGCCGAUAUGUUAAAGGUUAACGAGAAGCUCCGGACGAUCAAGACGGCUCAUCUCGACCUCUCAGCUAUUUUGAAGCCCGCAUGGCAGAUGCGCCCCGGCGCCGCGACGUACCGUGUUCGCCGCCAGGACCACAAGCUCUACAUUCGUCUUGACAACAAAUUCAUCGAUGAAGCCGAGCCUGCGUUGACCAAGGGCUUGCCGGUGCACAUCGACUGCGAGGUCACCAACACCGACCGUGCUCUCGGCACCUCUCUGUCGUACCGUGUCUCGAAGCUGUACGGCGAGGACGGUCUUCCGAAGGAUACGAUUCAUAUCAAUAUGAUCGGAUCUGCGGGCCAGUCGCUGGGUGCCUUCCUUGCCCCUGGUAUCACCAUCGAACUUGAGGGUGACGCCAACGACUACGUUGGCAAGGGCUUAUCCGGUGGCCGCCUUGUCAUCUAUCCUCCUAAGCAAUCUACGUUCAAGGCCGAGGAAAACAUCAUCAUUGGCAACGUCUGCUUGUAUGGUGCAACCUCCGGCGAAGCCUUCAUCCGUGGAGUCGCUGCGGAACGUUUCGCUGUCCGCAACUCCGGCGCGAACGCGGUUGUCGAGGGUACGGGUGACCAUGGCUGCGAGUAUAUGACGGGCGGUCGUGUAGUCGUCCUUGGAACAACUGGGCGGAACUUCGCGGCCGGUAUGAGCGGUGGAAUCGCCUACGUUCUCGACAUGGCGCAUACCUUCCCCUCAAAGGUGAACAUGGAGAUGGUCGAGCUGGGAAAGGUGACCGACCCGAAGGAGAUUGCGGAACUUCGUGGUCUUAUCGAAGACCACCGUCAUUACACUGGCUCCGAGGUAGCAAACCGCGUUCUGCAGGACUUCCACCACCUCGUCGCUAUGUUCGUUCGCGUGAUGCCCCUUGAUUACAAGCGGGUGCUAGAGGAGCAGGCAGCAAAGAUCAAGGAGGAGAAGAUGAGGAGGAGCGGCGUCGAUCUCGUCCCAUCUCGUACUCAGAGCCAGGUCAACCUUGCAUCCGAGGAAAUGUUGGAGGUGCUGACGCCCAAGGAACCUCUCUCGAGAACCAUCUCUGCCGCUUCCGUGCGCCCUCCUCUUGGUCGCCAUGAACCAUCCGUCGGUGACUUGGAGGAUUCUCUAGUGGACGACUCCACGGCCAAGUCGCGGCAGCACAAGCUUGACAAGACUCGCGGAUUCAUGAAGUACAAACGCCUUGGCGAGGCGUACCGGCCUCCUCGCAAGCGUGUCAAGGACUGGAAGGAGCUCUCCACACGUCUCACCGAGACGGAACUGAAGUACCAGUCGGCGCGGUGCAUGGACUGUGGUGUGCCGUUCUGUCAGUCCGAUACUGGAUGCCCGAUUUCGAACAUCAUCCCCAAGUGGAAUGAUCUCGUGUUCAAGGGCCAGUGGCAUGAUGCGCUCAAUAGAUUGCUCAUGACGAACAAUUUCCCUGAGUUCACCGGUCGUGUCUGCCCUGCUCCCUGCGAGGGUGCCUGCGUGCUGGGUAUCAACGAGCAGCCGGUCGGCAUCAAGAGCAUUGAAUGCGCCAUCAUCGACAAGGGCUUCGAAAUGGGUUGGAUGCAGCCGAACCCGCCCAAGACGAGGACUGGAAAGAAAGUUGCCAUCAUCGGCUCCGGACCGUCUGGUCUCGCCGCAGCUGACCAGCUGAACAAGGCUGGUCACUGGGUGACUGUCUUUGAUCGCAACGACCGUAUGGGCGGUCUUCUCAUGUACGGCAUCCCCAACAUGAAGCUUGACAAAGAGAAGGUCGUUCAACGUCGUAUUGACCUCAUGGCUGCUGAGGGAGUCAACUUCGUUCCCAACACCCAUGUGGGCAAGGACGUCAGCGUUGAGGAUAUCCGUGCUGAACACGACGCCGUCAUCAUCUGCACGGGCGCAACAUGGCCGCGCGACCUCAAGAUCCCGGGUCGCGAUGCAGAUGGCAUCCACUUCGCCAUGGAGUAUCUGCAGCUCAACACGAAGUCGCUGCUGGAUUCGCAGCACGAGGAUGGGCAAUACAUCGACGCGCGGGGCAAGGAUGUCAUCGUUAUUGGCGGUGGUGACACGGGUAACGACUGUAUCGGGACCGCGAUGCGGCACGGUGCGAAGUCGGUGACCAACUUCGAGCUGCUGCCGAAGCCGCCGGCGUCGCGCGGGCGUGACAACCCAUGGCCGCAGUGGCCGCGCAUCUUCCGCACCGACUAUGGCCACACCGAGGUCGCGGCACACUUCGGGAAUGAUCCUCGCGAAUUCUGCAUCUCGACGAAGGACUUUGUCGUUGACGAAGACGGCAAACUCGCGGGCCUCAACACCGUGCGCGUCGAAUGGACGAAGGAUUCGGGCGGGCGGUGGAAGAUGGAGGAGGUGCCCGGCUCGGAGAAGUUCUAUCCUGCUCAGCUCGUAUUCCUUGCGCUUGGUUUCUUAGGCCCAGAGAACGAGGUAAUCAAGGGUCUUGGCAUCGAGCAGGAUGCCAGGAGCAACAUCAAGACUCCGCACAAGAAAUACUCGACCAAUGUUGACGGCGUGUUCGCCGCGGGCGACUGCCGCCGCGGCCAAUCCUUGAUCGUGUGGGGUAUCCAGGAGGGUCGCGCCGCCGCCGCCGAGGUCGACUCGUGGCUCAUGGGCUCGAACACCCGUUUGCCCGCCGCCGGAGGUAUCAAGACGAGGGUUUUCCUCCCUCCGCCGACCAACCUUACGAACCUCAAUGGGAACGGGCUGAGUCCCGAGAAGACGAUCACCGUGACAGCAUAAAGCGGCCCUGGGGUAAUGGACACUGUUUACUAGUAGGGAUAUACUAUGGGGCCUUUGCGCAGGGCUGGUUGGAUGACUAUCACGAUUAUAUAUCCGAUUCAACAUUUACGACAUGCAAUCCAUACAAUGUAGCUAUGGCCUGUGUUCACUGUAUCUCUUCUCAAUCUUAAAUAUCAAUAUACCAUACAUGGUGGGUCGACACGGAUAGCAUGAAGCAACAGCGUGGAAGUGCAGUUGGAUGAGCUUCUUGGCCAUUGGUCGUUGUGAUGCACGUUGUGGGAGGAUAAGACACGUACAAUACGCUAAGGCCUUCACGAUUUUCAGGUGGCGAUGGCGAUGGCGAAGAAGGGUCGCUUGGUGAAUUGAAAGGCGAGUUGUCGCGACGACGUGGUUCGUGCUCCAGGGCGUCGCGGGGACGACGACGGCGGUGUCCGCCGUCCCGUGCACCAAGAUCGCGGGUUGUAACCUCGCGUGCGUACAGUGGCGGGAACAGCACAUGGUCAUGUUCUUCUAGCACGUCGGCUCGCGCUUCAAAGAGGAAGUGCGCCGAGAUUCGCACUUGAUACUGGCUGGCAAAGUAGUCCGGGAUGUCGCCCUCGUGCAUCCCGCGCAACUUGAGCACACCUAGCGUCCAUCGGCGCGGUCUAGCGCCGGGACGCACUGGCGAACCAACCGACGGUGGUGGAGAAGCUCCCCGAGCUGGGGGAUUAACGCGCGGAAGCCGUGAAAAAGCGGGGGUCGUGGGGUGCGGGCGCAUAUAGGAUUGGUCGAGCACAUCAUAGAGACCGAUUUCGGUUUGGGCAAGGCGUGCAAUCUCGACGACGCUACAUGCGGAGCCGUUGGAAAGGAGGGUGGCGCCGAAGGAUCUGAGACCCGUCGGGCGGAAGGCCUUGGAGGCGAGGAAGGACGAGAGAAUGCGAAUGUUGGCGAGCUCAUCGUAUCCGGCACAGGCCACCACCGGAGGCGGUAGUCUGCGAAGAAGAAGAUCCAUCGGCGCGCGCGGGCGGCAUCAGGAAGCCACGCGGGACCAUGUCGUCUAGAAGGGAUGUUGAAAGGUGCUCUGGAUUGACCGGCAUGUUCAAAGCGUAGUCAGAUAACCGGUGAUGAUUGGAUGUCCUUGGCCCUAUCGUCGGUUUCGUGAACACGUCGUUGUAUGGAUCCUGAUCUUGUGCACAGAGGCAGAUCCUGAGCUAACAUCAAUAUAGUGCUUGGAAGGUUGGUGGUUCAACUGGACGGAUACAACAACAACCCCUCUUGGUUGCAUCUUCAGCGAUCCCAACUUCCAAGGUGUCCUCACGAUUGCGAACAUCUUGCUGGACGCGUAUAAUGGGGUGAGACCACCUGUAUGGGUCUAGCCGUAGCAAAUGGAAUAGAAGCGAGCCUAAAGACAUCGACAAGGCCUUAUCGUCAUCUGAUGUUCCGAAAAUUGAACCUGAGACGAG
Messenger RNA from Punctularia strigosozonata HHB-11173 SS5, 7992 nucleotides. Its product is annotated as NADPH-dependent glutamate synthase. Lineage: Eukaryota; Fungi; Basidiomycota; Agaricomycetes; Corticiales; Punctulariaceae. The coding region runs from base 53 to 6550 and encodes 2165 amino acids. Gene Ontology annotation, molecular function: glutamate synthase (NADH) activity; iron-sulfur cluster binding; flavin adenine dinucleotide binding. The transcript has 12 exons. The record is from RefSeq and is a predicted model, not a curated record.